This is a messenger RNA of Tyto alba (common barn owl), 948 nucleotides long. Its product is annotated as olfactory receptor 14C36-like. Gene Ontology annotation, biological process: G protein-coupled receptor signaling pathway. Gene Ontology annotation, cellular component: membrane. The record is from RefSeq and is a predicted model, not a curated record. Gene Ontology annotation, molecular function: G protein-coupled receptor activity; olfactory receptor activity. The coding region runs from base 1 to 927 and encodes 308 amino acids. NCBI's taxonomy places the organism in Eukaryota, Metazoa, Chordata, Aves, Strigiformes, Tytonidae. The transcript has a single exon.
AUGUCCAACAGCAGCUCCAUCACCCAGUUCCUCCUCCUGGCAUUUGCAGACACACGGGAGCUGCAGCUCUUGCACUUCUGGCUCUUCCUGGGCAUCUACCUGGCUGCCCUCCUGGGCAACGGCCUCAUCAUCACCGCCAUCGCCUGCGACCACCACCUCCACACCCCCAUGUACUUCUUCCUCCUCAACCUCUCCCUGCUCGACCUGGGCUCCACCUCCACCACUUUCCCUAAAGCCAUGACCAAUUUGCUCUGGAACACCACGGCCAUUUCCUAUGCAGGAUGUACCGCGCAAGUGUUUCUGCUUCUCUUCUUGAUUACAGCAGAGUUUUCUCUCCUCACCAUCAUGGCCUAUGACCGCUACGUUGCCAUCUUCCAACCCCUGCACUACGGGACCCUCCUGGGCAGCAGAGCUUGUGUCCACAUGGCAGCAGCUGCCUGGGGCACUGGGUUCCUCUAUGCCACACUGCACACUGCCAACACAUUUUCUCUACCACUCUGCCAUGGCAAUGUGGUGAACCAGUUCUUCUGUGAAGUUCCCCAGAUCCUCAAGCUCUCUUGCUCAGGCACCUACCUCAGGGAAGUUGUGCUUAUUGUGGUUAGUGCCUGUUUAUUCUUUGCUUGUUUUGUUUUCAUUGUGCUGUCUUAUGUGCAGAUCUUCAGGGCCGCGCUGAGGAUCCCCUCUGAGCAGGGACGGCACAAAGCCUUUUCCACGUGCCUCCCUCACCUGGCCGUGGUCUCCCUGUUUAUCAGCACUUCAUUUUUUGCCUACCUGAAGCCCCCCUCUAUCUCCUCUCCACUCCAGGACCUGGUGGUGGCUGUUCUGUACUCAGUGGUUCCUCCUGCAUUGAACCCCCUCAUUUACAGCAUAAGGAACCAGAACCUCAAGGAUGCAGUUCAGAAACUGAUGACCAGAUGUUUUUUUUAGAAGCAAUAUACUGCCCAUCUU